Molecule: messenger RNA, 2487 nt
Organism: Nylanderia fulva
Lineage: Eukaryota; Metazoa; Arthropoda; Insecta; Hymenoptera; Formicidae
Gene: RN-tre
Product: USP6 N-terminal like RN-tre
Biological process (GO): regulation of GTPase activity
Molecular function (GO): GTPase activator activity; small GTPase binding
Source: RefSeq, a predicted model, not a curated record
UCCACGAGAGCGCGCCAGGAUCGCGUCGAGAGAGCCGCUGCUGCUGGUGUCUUCCGCGGAGUCUUGAGAAGAAGCAGAGGCGAGCGACCGAGGAGUUCAAAUGUCGUGUCGCGUGUUUCGUCUGCGCCUGGCAAGCGAGGAACCGAACAGAUCCAUUUUGUGCCAGCGCAGCACGGCCGCUCGGUCGCGCAUCGAGUGAAGAAGCAAAAGCGUGCGUUUGCCCGCGACCCAUCUGUCAGUUAUCCGCGCGUCGCGAUGACGAUUUAACCAGCGAAAUCUGUUACGUCCCGGGCGGCGCAACGACGCCGAGGAGAUACAUAUGAAGCUUCAUGGCUAGAUGCUGGUAGAGAGGUUCAUUAACGAAACGGCAUGCUUGUAAGAGUCUGGCAGCGCACUGUCACGUGGGAUGAAUGAGGAAGAACUAUUGAAACGGUCUGCCGCAGAGCGCGAUAGGAUUUUCAGCUGCUAUGACCGCGGUAGGGAAGGCACUGAGAUUGAUCCCUGGGAGGAUCCAGCUUACGAAGUCUAUCACACUACGGAUAGAUAUGGUUUCAUACACGAUAAAAGAUUACCACAGAAGCCGGAUUCAUAUCAGAUGAAGUUACAUCAUGUGGAGAUGGAGAGAUUGAAGAAAUGGGAGAAGAUGACAAAACAGUGGGACAGUGCCUCGACCAAGGAGAAACUGCGCCGUAGAAUAUACAAAGGGAUUCCUAAUAGAUUUCGUGGUCAAGUAUGGAGUCUACUCCUAGGCAUCAAGAAUCUCAAGAAAGAACAGGCAGGCAAGUACGAGGAGAUGCUGCAACUAGCUCGCCAAUGGUCCACAGAGAUAAGACAGAUCGAUGCCGAUGUCGCCAGACAAUACAGAGAUCACAUUAAUUAUAGGGAGAGAUAUAGCAUAAAACAAAAAUCCAUGUUUUACGUACUAGCAGCCUAUAGUAUGUACAACAUGGAGGUAGGAUAUUGCCAAGGAAUGUCUGUGUUAGCUGGUUUGCUGCUGCUUUACAUGGACGAGGAGGACGCAUUUUGGGGCCUUUCUGUGUUACUUGCCGAUCAAAAAUACAGCAUGCAUGGCUUUUAUGUCGAUGGAUUUCCAAAAUUAAACCGCUUCAUAGAGCACCAUGACAAGAUAAUGAACAAAUUUUUGCCGAAAUUAAAACGAAAAAUGGAUAAAUGCGGCUGCGAUUCCAUACUUUAUGCAUUGAAGUGGUUCUUUGUUGUCUUUCAGGAAAGAACUCCCGUUAGUCUCGGUCUUCGUAUUUGGGACAUAUUUCUACUGGAUGGCGAUCGCAUACUUCCGGCGAUGGCGUACACCGUGAUGAAGCUGCAUAAACGCUAUCUGAUCCCGAUGGAGAGUCUCGACGAAUUCUGCAAUUAUCUGCAGAUCAAGUUAGAGAAGGACUUCUAUUUCGACGACGACACUGUGAUCAGUACGAUGGAGCGCAGCAUAGAGGAGUUAAAGCGUGCCAAAUUAGAUUACCCGGGUGCCCCGUUGCCUCAAGAAUUGCCCCGUAUUCCAUUUGGUACUUUCAAGGAGCCCUCGUUCACCAACAAGGUUGGGAGGCGAAGCGAAGAGUUUAGCGAAGCUCAGCAUGUAAUGCGAGAAUCCGUGGCGCAGCGUAGGGACAUGGCGCUGAUCGACGACGGCAGGGAGAGCACCACGCCUGUCGAACCGACCAGCGGCCUUGGCGGAAGCAAGUUCUCCUUCGACCCGAGCCUGGAUGACGGCACGUCUCCUAAUGGUUCCCGCCGAUCGCUGGCCGAGACGUCGGUGACGUCAACGGCUGACCUGUCGGUAUUCAGUUCGGCAACGCGUUCCCAGGCCUUAGACAACAGUCUGGAUACUCAGAGCAACAUCUCGAACGCCAGCUCGGGCAGCGGCGGUCUACCUACGCCGCGUGCGACGCCGCACCAGCCCAGCCCGGACGUGGUGCGCAUCUACGUGCCGUACACGUCGCCCGCGUCGGCGGCGGUCUCCUACAAGGACGACCUGCCGCGCACGCUACCACGUUCCCUGGACACCAACAAGAUCCGCAUCCGCGUCGACCCAGAUCAGACACCCAUAGUCGAGAAUCUCAAACCGUUUUCCCUGGAAAGCCCGGAAGUGGAGCUGGACUUGAAGUAGAGUGAGUCGGGAGAGAGAGAGCGAUUGGAAUUUGUAUGCGUGCGGAAAAUUACUUGUUGAGUGCGAAUCGAGCGAGACGGUGAAGUUACAAAUGAUCGCGUGCACGUAGAUAAGGCGUCCUAGAAGUCGCGGGUUUCUAAGUAAGAAGUUAAUGUCACGAGUUCGUUCUACAAAACUUCGACGAUUAGAAGGUUUAACAAAAUUGUGUCAAUUUCGAUUUUCCCUUUAAUGUCGGGUGAAACAAUAUUUUAAUUUGUCCACAAUAUUUUUAUGGCAUAUAGAGAUCUCUUUUUUUUUACUUGUAUAUUAGAUGUCACAUUGUCACUAUAAGUGCAACUAGUAUUUCAUAAUAUUCUCAAAUUGAU